UUCCAGUACGGAACGAGGAUUUUAUUCAUCGUUGGACUAUCGCAGAACGAGGAUAUUAACGAUCAAGUGAAGCAGGAAGCAAUAAUUCAUCAAGAUAUACAUCAAAUCAAUAUAAUCGAAUCCUAUCAUUCGAUGACGUACAAAGCAAGAAGCUGGAUCACACAUUUGCAUUCGAUUUGCCCUGAGAAAAAGAUAAGUUUUGUGGUAAAACUCGAUGAUGAUAUUACAAUUGAUUUGCAGUCAUUGAUAGAACUAUUAACGGAUUCAUCAAUUCGCAAAAAUUUCGUCGGCUGUCGUUUAUUUAUGAAAGGAAUGAUAACACGAAAUCCGUUUAUAUCAAGGGAAGAGUUCCCAUUCGAUAAUCUCGGAUUGUACUGUCAAGGAUUGGCUUACAUCUUAAGUGGUGAUCUAAUUUCGAAAAUGUACUACAACAUUGCAAAGGUCCAAUUUCUUUGGGUUAGAAUCCAGCUUUGA
This is a messenger RNA of Dracunculus medinensis (Guinea worm), 474 nucleotides long. The record is from the annotation of a GenBank genome assembly. Lineage: Eukaryota; Metazoa; Nematoda; Chromadorea; Rhabditida; Dracunculidae.